AUGCCACGUGGACUUAAGGCGGAGGGCGUUGGUGACCGCGAGGUCCCCAUGCGAUUCAUUGUCCAUGGCCUGCACCGAACAGGAUCGAUGAGCAUGCGAACGGCCCUUCAUCAACUAGGCUUCCACAACUGCUAUCACAUGGUCUCGGUAAUCGAGAGUCUCGAUGUCGAUGCCGAAUUGUGGAUUAAGGCAUUGGAGGCCAAGUUCGGCGACAAAGGGGAGAAGUGGACAAGAGAGGACUGGGACAAGCUACUAGGUCAAUCGCAAGCCUGCAUCGACCUGCCAGCCGCCUUGUUCACCCUCGAACUCGCAGAGGCAUACCCAGAGGCCAAGGUUAUCGUACUCAACCGCGACCCUGAGGCGUGGUAUGAGAGCGUUCUCGGCAGCGUAUACAAGACUAUGAAGCCGCUGUCGGUUCUAGACAUGCUUCGAAGCUUGUACUGCGCCGCUUUGGACCCCCAGCACCGCGCUUGGGUUCGGUUCGGCAUGGCACUGGGCAAAUAUGGCCUCCCCUACGACCAUGGCACGGAAAAGGACAAGGCCAUUGCUUGGUUCAAGCAGUCAUACCAGGAGGUUCGCGACGCCAUUCCCGUGGACAGGCGCUUCGAGUUCUCCGUCAAGGAUGGCUUCGAGCCUCUCUGCAAGUUUCUCGAUGUCCCCGUACCGACGGUCAAGGACGAAAAGACGGGUAAAAUGGUUACGGCCCCGUUCCCUCACGUCAAUGACCGUGCCACAUUCACCUCGCGCAUCUCCGGGAUGCAGUCUAAGAAGAUGAGGGAGGCAACCAGCAAUCUGUUUACGAUGAUCAGCAAGACGGUCACACUGGGCUUGCUGGGUUAUGGCGGAUACAUGAUGUGGAAGACUCGUCUUGGAGGCCGAGUGUAA
This is a messenger RNA of Pochonia chlamydosporia 170, 885 nucleotides long. Its product is annotated as NAD dependent epimerase/dehydratase. The record is from RefSeq and is a predicted model, not a curated record. NCBI's taxonomy places the organism in Eukaryota, Fungi, Ascomycota, Sordariomycetes, Hypocreales, Clavicipitaceae. Bases 1 to 885 code for a protein of 294 amino acids. The transcript has a single exon.